UUGUUAAAAAUGCGCAUUUUGAGAGAAGUUCGUGCAGUGUUUUGUGAACAGCUCGAGAAGAAAUUGUUGAAGAAUAUGGUGCAUUUAAGCGUUUUAAAUAAAACCAGAAGGUUGCAAAGGAUGCUGGUGCCCUUGAGUGCUCACAGCUGCAUUCUUGCUUGUAGUGCGAACUCUUCCGAGGUUUUUGCACAAAGAUAUAGUGCAUAUGCGAGCGUUAGGCCACUACUUGCAAGUCCCGCACUCAAUUUUCAUUCGACCUCGUUCCUACACUCAACCAGCAUACACUUAAAAUCUAUCACGCCCGCAAGCGAUAGUGCUAGCUCGGAGUCCAUAGACAAAUUUCGUGAACGCGAAGAGCAACGGGAGCGCGAGUAUGAAGAGAAGAAAGAAUCUGAGGAGGCGCAAGCGGAGGAUGAGGCUAAACGUGCAAAGAUCGAUGCCAUACGCACGCAAAUACUAGAAGCAGCCCUACCACAUGUAACCACUCUCGGUUGGACCCGCAAUGCCAUUGUGAAGGGCGCUGAAGAGGCUGGUUUCCCCAGCGUUGUGCACGGUAUGUUCCCUGACGGCGGCUAUGCUCUUGUAUCAUACUUUUAUGGGAAAUCCAACGAUGAAGUUGUCAAGCGUCUGCAGGAAGAGACACAAAACGGUAAAAUGGCUGUUGGUGAUCCAUUGGAAUUUCUGAUACGUGCUGUACGCAUACGCCUUGAAAUGAUUAUACCGUAUAAAUCGCAAUGGUCGCAGGCAUUAGCGCUGAUGGCGCUGCCACAGAAUGCCGCCACAUCAUUAGCACAAGUUUUGACUUUGGUCGAUGAUAUAUGCUACUAUGCUGGUGAUCGAUCUGUCGAUUUUGGCUGGUAUACGCGUCGCGUUGGCUUGGCAACAAUUAUGAAAAUGACGGAACUCUUUAUGCUGCAGGACAGCUCAGUAGAUCAUGCCAACACCUGGGAAUUCCUGAGGAAUCGAAUGGAUGAGGCUGUACAGGUUCAAACAAUACUCUCUGAAACAGAAGGCAUGACACACAGUUUUACACGUUCCUUUAACUCAGCUUUUAUAACAGCACGAAAUAUUUUGGGCAUAGAUUACAGACGUAGGUAAAGUUUGCGUAUAGGCAAUCGGAUUGUAAAUCGAGAGGCUGGAAGCGAUACAGAGGUUCAAUGUAGACGUAGCACAUUGAAAUAGUUAUAUAUAAUUUAGCUGUUAAAAAAUUGUUUAUUCAUUUUCUUGUUAACAUCAAAGUCAUAAAGCCAGUGAUAAACUGUUCUAUACAUUAAUGUGAAUUUUCUUUUCUUUUUUUAAUUAGCAAUUAAGUAUUAAACUUAGAUUCUACUUUACUCACAUUUAAACGUUAAUGAGCUGAUACCAAAUUAGAACUAAUUGCUGACUUUUUUUUGAAAUUUAAUUUGAUAUUUAAGUAUUUUAUAUGAUUGCUUCGCUGUGUGGUUUGCAACAUACAAUUCACACCUGUAUUGGCGCACACUUAUUUAUAGUGUGAAAUGAAUUUGUAUUAUUGUAUUAUAGAAAAACAAUAUUCGCACUUGCACUGACGACGUCAAAAAAACAUACCCACCUGAUAUUGUGUAAAUUAAAUAUACUUGAAGAUAUAAUGCACAACGCUUAUUGCUUAUUAUUUCCUAAAUGCAGAAAUAUCGAACAAAUUACUACUUACGCAAAUGCAUAAGUAAUGAUUACGACGCCGCAAAGUAUGCUUCAAGAGAUUUUAAGGAAAACGUAUGUGCUUAAAGAAAUAUUUCUAUAUGGUAACUGUAGUUUCGAAUUGAUUAUGUAAAUAUGUAUAUGGUUAAUGAAUGAAGUUUUUUUAAGAAAUAAAGGUAAAAGAAUAAGAAAGGAUG
Messenger RNA from Ceratitis capitata (Mediterranean fruit fly), 1853 nucleotides. RefSeq names its product ubiquinone biosynthesis protein COQ9, mitochondrial (gene Coq9). Gene Ontology annotation, cellular component: mitochondrial inner membrane. Bases 10 to 1098 code for a protein of 362 amino acids. The record is from RefSeq and is a predicted model, not a curated record. Gene Ontology annotation, molecular function: lipid binding. The transcript is spliced from 4 exons. Gene Ontology annotation, biological process: ubiquinone biosynthetic process. Lineage: Eukaryota; Metazoa; Arthropoda; Insecta; Diptera; Tephritidae.